Molecule: messenger RNA, 4877 nt
Organism: Dermacentor albipictus
Lineage: Eukaryota; Metazoa; Arthropoda; Arachnida; Ixodida; Ixodidae
Product: endothelin-converting enzyme-like 1
Biological process (GO): protein processing
Cellular component (GO): plasma membrane
Molecular function (GO): metalloendopeptidase activity
Source: RefSeq, a predicted model, not a curated record
UGAGUCGAGUCAUUUUGAAUUCCAGUGAACAAAGAAGAAGCUCGUAAUCUGUCGCGUGCGCGAGUGCCCACCGCGAGCCAGCCAGCACUGACCAGAAGAAGAAUCGCUAUAAGGUGAACUGGCUGCGAGUGCCCACCGCUCCUCAGAGUUCCGGCUUUCACUUCCUUGGCACGGACGUUCGUCUAAUGACACCAUGGAGUCCAUUAUUCUGUCAAAUUCUCCGCAACAAUUUAUCACGCGUCAUUGGAAGAAGAGCUGGGCUUCGCAAGAAAGGUACCACUCCGGAGAGCUGACACAGCCGCGGGGCCCACAGAAGGAACCCCCAGCAGUCAGUGGGUCUGGCGAGCGGUUGCUCCCCGAGGAGGACACGUCGCACGCUGGCUGUUGGCUGCGCUACGUCUCGUUCGUGGUGUCCAUUGCCCUGGCCAUGUCGGCGACGCUGUUCACGUUUACCGCCGUCCUCGUGGCGCGCAUCGGGUCCUGCCAGCGCGGCUGCUUCCCCCUCCCCAAGGACCUGAUCCUCUCGCUCAACCGAGACGUGCAUCCGUGCGACGACUUUUACGGGUACGUGUGCAGUGGCUGGGACGCCGAGCACGGUCACCGGACACCGAUAGACAGGUACCGAAUAACGUUCACGCGGCGCGUCAUCAAUGCCAUACUGCUUGAGAAAAUCCCCCUGCGUUCCACGAAGGCGAAGGGAAAGGCUGCAGGAUUGUUAUUCCGAUGCCUCAGCCAGAGUGAGCGGGAAGGGAUAGACAAGAUGAAAACAUUUCUCGGUGAUCUGGGUCUUCCUUGGCCGAGCAAAUCAUCUUCAUCUCGGCCACAGCUCCUCAACAUCCUGGUGCGGGCGUCGCUCGAGUUUGGUAUGCCAAUGUUCUGGGCCUUCUACGUGGGUCGCCAUCCGACCCGCACUUCCGAGAGCACCAUCUACAUGACGCUCGACCCGCGCUGUAUGGCGUGGAUUAGCGACAUCGAGGCACUCAGGAUCCGAGGAAAAGAAGACGCCUAUCUGAGACGCUGCGCUGAGGUCGUUGGUCGCGAAGGCCAGUCCUACUCCCGCAUGAUCAGCGACGUGCUAGACAUCCACUUCGCCAUCGUCGAUCUCGUGAGAAGUCACUGGUCCGAAUCCGCCACUCCUGCUUACAACAGUCUGAGUGAUCCCGACCUUCGGCGGGCAAUCAACGGCCACCUUCCCGAUGAUGCACAGAUUUGGCCACAGGACGAGGUGCUCAACCUUCAGCCCAACUUAUUCGCGCAGCUGGACGCGAUGUACCUGAGUAAGAGCGAGUUCCAGGAGAGAUUCAAACUGUUCCUCGGCGCCUACGUUGUUUGGGCGCUGUCCCCGAUGCUAUCCCAAUAUUUGACGAGCAGCAUGCUCGGCUACAUGAAUCGAGAAGAGAGCAAACGAGACUACCGUUUCCUCAGGUGCAUCGAAGCGAUUGAGUCUCUGUUGCCGCUUGUCAUGUGGCAGUUCCAGCAGGACGCUCAACAAGACCCCGCGCUCUCGUGGAACAUGGUCCGCUUGAGCGUACAUUCGGUGAGCUCUUGGAUACGCACGUACGGAGAGUCGACCGAGCAGCUCGCCAAUGCCAUCACGACAAAACUGGCGUCCAACGCCUUCAACAUGACCAACACUUGGGACUUGCUCGACGACGCGUACAGCUAUUUUCCCAACUCCACGGCCGCGUCAUUCUUCGAUUCGUACCGAAGAGGAGCCCAGGCUACCGCCAAGUUUUUCAAGAACUCGCUGCGUCAGCCGGAACACAGCAUUUAUCACGUGCCCGGACUCGCCGGUCUCCGAUUGUACCAAGUUCUUACGGCACGCGAGGUGGUGGUCUGUCCCUUCCUGGUGAGCCCACCGCUCUACGAAAGUUGGCAUCCGCCAUCGAUACUUGCAGCGCUGGCGGGAACUGACACUACGGGCCAGAUUUUGGCCGUUCUCAAACUAUUCUUCUUCUACAACGAUCGGUUCGAGGCUUACAGCGAGGCCCGCCUGGACCACGGGGCGCGAAAUAUGCUUGCGAGCAUGCGGCGUUUCUCGGAGUUGGUGAAAGCCAGCGAUAUCAUGAAGAAUGCGAGCCUGCGCGAAAAGGACGACGUGUGCUCGGCAAGCACCGCAGCACACACCGCCAGCCUCAUGCUAGACGUGAUGGAGCAGCGCCACGCACCAUCCGCGGCUGGCCACCAUGUUGCUCCGACCCACGGCAAAACCCACUGGCUCUACGAGAACGAGCGUGUGUUCCAGGAAUUCCUGCCCGAGCAAAUCUUCUUCAUGCUCAGUUGUUUCUAUCAUUGCGGGAAUGCCGGAAGCAGGCGUCAGGGAAAGAUCGGCAUUUGCAACAUCGCUCUCCCGGCGUCGCCGCGGUUCCGGCGGGCAUUCAAGUGCAGCCCCGAACGACUACUCGUCACGAACUUCACGUGGCCAGAGCCCCCAGAACCGACCACCGCCGCGCCGUAGUUCCCUCGGUGUCAUCAUAAGCUCCAAGUCGAGCGUAGCUGAUUGCUGGAGAGGGACUUGCGCCUUGCGAAAGAUUUUGGAGGAAAGACCGUGCGUUUGUGUGUCUAGUGCUUUAUCUACCUUUGGUUUAUUAGACACUUAUAGCUUUUUCUUUCUUGCUCUCUUGCCAUACUCUUAUUUGCUGUGUUUUCGCUCUAUCGUAGAGACAGCGCUGCGUGCUACAUUAAUGUAUUGAUAAUGUUUCGUUCUUUUUGGAUACUUCACGCGGUGCUUAGCGUGCUGCAUUUGACCUUGCUCAGCAGGGUACCCGAAACAGUUUACUCGGAGGUAUACAUUGUGGUGACUUGAGGAACAAUGGUGAUCUGGCUAAGCGGCUUUAUUUUGGCACUUAGACAGCAACGUGUGUGACUUGUAUAUGGUGAAACAAAGCGUUACGUGGAGUUCACUCCGACAUGUCUUUUAUUUUUGCUUGUUUCUGAUAGCUUAUUGUACGCCGUGCUGUGUAGUUUAUCAAUUGCCAUAUUUUGAUGAAUAACUUGGUGAAAGAAGAGUGAGAAAAAUGCCUCGCCAUGUGAUUUGCCGUGGUGCGCAGGUUAUAUGGCCUAGGUUAUGUGGAUUUGCAUACGGAAUGCGGGGAACGCUUUGUGUAUGCUAAAAGCGUUGGCAUUUCCUACAGAGACUGUGAGUGACUAUAGCCUUUUUUAAAGUUGAAUGUUUUUUAAUGUUUUACUUUGCAAUGUUAAAAGAUUUCCCAAUUUUAGCCGAUAGCUUCUAAAACUCACAUGGCCUUCAUAUCAUGUUUGCGAAAUGGAUGUUUGCUCUGUGCGGUUAUUGUCCUUAAUUCCUGUCUAUGCACAUCCAUUUAUAUUUAUGCUGUGGCCCAACAUGUGUGCAUUGUGGUCCAACCUACGUGAAUCAACCAGAUGUGUAAUAGUACUAUGCAGACUGCCCAACGGACGUUCUUUUCCGCAACAUGUGUUCAACAAACUCUUAAUCUCCGCUAGCGCGUGAUAAUGUUAUAACGAUAACUCUGAUAGUGCUCUUGGCAUCACCUGUACGUGAGCUCGAUAUUUUAGGCGACUAUGCCAGUGUCUUGUAAGAGUAGCGUUACUUGCUCGCUUUGCAUAUGUAUUAUGCAUAUACAAAGGGAUUUAUAAGUUUUGCAUAACGCUCAUUAAUAGCUGGACCACCACUCUUGACACGCCGCUGCUGUGGUUGUGACUAAUUGCUAAGCAGUUGCUUGUAAAUGUUUUAAGCCACUGGAAGCAAGUGGCCAGGAAGUUGGGCGUUCGCUUAAGGACAACGAAAAAUAAACUUAAUGCUGAACAGCACUCGAGCGAGGCGAUCGUAUGUAGAUCCUCCGCUCUGCAGUGGGCGGUCUCUCCUGUCCAGGAGCCUAGUGGCCUUAGCUGCCUUUCUCGCAUGGUUGACCAGUUCGAGCUGGUCCGUCGAGUCGGAGCUAGACGGCGCUACCUUCCAUUGUCGUGUGGUUUCGGGUGUCAUAGGUGUAAGCUCUAGCGAGCUCUUCCACAUGCCCAUAUCAUGUGGUAGAGUAUUGCGCAUUCACCACAGUGGGGUCAUUUAUAAGAAUGCAGCGCAGGGUCUAUUGUAUGGUACAGACUCAAAUGUGUAUAUGCGUGUGUAGUUUCCGCCAUACUACAAUUUCCUCUCGCGUAAGCUUUAUGCGGCGGCGGUUCUAUUCUUCGUGACAGGCAGUACGUGUUGUAAGAUGUGCGUGUCGGUUAAUGGUGGUCGCCGAACUCAAACUAGUAUAGCUUUCGAAGCGCACAUGCUUUGUCGUGCUGUGUGUCGCGCUCUGUCGCACUUCUCCGUCGUGCGCUUCUCCUGCAGAGAUGCGGCGCUUCAUCGGCAGCCAAUGUCCGUCGUCACGCUGUCUUCAGUGUCGUCGUGACGCCGUGGUCGUUACACUGUCGAUAUUCCGUUGUCAUCAUGCUGUCGUUUUCAUUGCGCCGACAUAAUCUGCGUCAAAUCACCGUCGUCACACUGUCGUGCCGUCUAUGCAAGAGUGUUCACGAUAAAUCGUGCCACCAUCAUCAGCCACCUUUAUUGACGUCAGCAGUCUAGAUCGGAAGUAUUGCGAGCGUUUCUUUUUUAAAUUUUGAUGUAAAAAUGAAAAUGUAAGCUUCGUCAGAGCCGGCUAUCAUAAAAUCCUAAAUUAGUUGCUCAAGCAACAACAAAGAAAGCACGAGAAGGAAGAAAAUAUUAACAAGUGCUGUUCACAGACAAACAUGUCGUAAACAUGCAUUAAGACUCUACAGGCGCCAGCACGGAAAACACAGUGUAGUAUAAGUCAUAGGAUGGUCACGCAGCACACAGGAGUGAGAAAGUCCAACACGAGACCUUUCACCUAUAAGUAUAUAAGGAUAAUACGUCCGCGACACCAAUACACUAGAAAAAU